GAACCGCAGUUAAUAUACAAUAGUUUUUUAUAUGUAGUAUAUUGCAGCAGGUACUAACUGAAUGGAAGAUAAGUGAACAAAUUACUAAUUAAUUAGUUUUGGUCUAUCUGAAAAGAUGGUUGAUAUGGAAGUAACCCAGAUAUCGUAUUUACAAUGAAUCUGCGGGAUAGAGGAGAACAGAAAAAUUAAAUUUUUGUCACAAAAACUUUAUCUGGCAAUAAAUAAUUAGUUCCCAGAACUGUUUCCUUGUAUUUGCUUGGCCUCAAUAGGUUCCUCAUCCAUGUAUUUAACUAGGUCACUGUGAUUAGGGUUGGGGGUAUAAGUGUUGGCUGAAAGGCAGCAGGAGCAGCAGUACACUUACAUCCACGGCAAGCUUCCACAAGUGAACAGAGCACAUUUGUUCAAAGCACAACUUCACCCCUGCAUCUAUUACAGCCUACCUGUACCAUCUACAUUACCACACCUGCUCCUGGCACCAUAACACAUCUGCUCCAACGUAUACCUCUCUGGCACCACCGGCAGCGACACAAGUACAGCAGAAGCCACAGUUAGACGAACGACCAGCUGCACCACAUUAGCGUCACAUAUCAGCUGUACAGUCUUCAAUAUGACCAUGCGGCUGCUGCAGGUGUCGCUAUCGGUGGCGUGGGUGGCAGCGUUGCUCUGCGUCACCAGGGUCUCUGCUGGGACCUGUGACCCGGUGUGUACUGACUUGGCUCCUCGGAGUAAGACUGUGGAUCCUUAUGACUGUACUCGUUAUUACAUAUGUAUAAGCGACACUGAAUCGUCAACCGAUUCUUUCCCUUGUCCGGUUGGUACAUCCUUCAACAGUUCAACCCAUGACUGUACUGGUGCCCUCCCAUGUACAAAUACCUGCAAGCUACUCCCUUGUCCUACAACAUGCAAAAGCGACCCGGGCACGUUCCCUGACACAACGAAUUGCAGCAGCUAUUACAUUUGUACGGGCGGCAGUACUCUAGGGCCCUUUGAAUGUCCCACUGUCACACCUUAUUUUGACAGCGUCGCCCAAACCUGCAGUGGGAGCCAAUCCGUGUGCUGCAGCGACCCAUGUGUUGCCUACUGCCAGACCGGGGAGGUGCAGACCCAAGACCCCUUCGACUGUCACAAGUUCUACUACUGCAUCGCUGAUGGGCCAGUCGAUCCCCUGCAUCACGGUACUUGUCCUUCAGAAGCCAACUUUGAUGUUUCUGAGCAUAAAUGUGUAGCCGGCGCUGAUUGUAACACACUGUGUGAAGUCACCCCGGCUCCCGGAACUGACACGACACCAAAGGGUACGACAACCCCAGCAACAAGUGUGACCACCCCAGCAACAAGUGUGACCACCCCAACAACUACUAAGACCACCCCAGCAACGAGUACGAACACCCCAACUUCCACCAUUCCAACACCGACCACUCCAGGUUGCCUGGACUCUAUGACGUGUACAUCAAAGGGAUACUUCCCCAUGUGCACGACGUGUGUGCCUCAGUUCUUCGACUGUCGCUACGUCGGCCAGCCAGCCACCGUUAACACCUGCAUAGGAGACUUGGUCUUCAACCCGGACCCCGCCAACCCUUACUGUGUCUUGCCUGAUAAAUGUCCCUAUACACCCACUUUGACCUAGCCACCCACUUUUCAGAGUUUACCACCCACUGGCCUCUUCACACCACUCAGGAGUCUCACUCCACCACCCACGUAACUGUACAAUCAGUUACAUCACGGAACUACCACCAACAUAGACAACCACAUUCACCCCCAUA
Molecule: messenger RNA, 1760 nt
Organism: Procambarus clarkii (red swamp crayfish)
Lineage: Eukaryota; Metazoa; Arthropoda; Malacostraca; Decapoda; Cambaridae
Product: spore coat protein SP65-like
Cellular component (GO): extracellular region
Molecular function (GO): chitin binding
Source: RefSeq, a predicted model, not a curated record